This is a messenger RNA of Heterostelium album PN500, 1083 nucleotides long. It is a transcript of the gene gacC, whose product is annotated as Rho GTPase-activating protein. The record is from RefSeq and is a predicted model, not a curated record. The transcript has 4 exons. Gene Ontology annotation, biological process: signal transduction; regulation of GTPase activity. The coding region runs from base 1 to 1083 and encodes 360 amino acids. Gene Ontology annotation, cellular component: cytoplasm. Lineage: Eukaryota; Evosea; Eumycetozoa; Acytosteliales; Acytosteliaceae.
AUGUCUUACCAACAAAUGACUGAAAAAGAUGUAACACCAACAAACAAUAAUGAUAGUGCAUACAAAAAAACAAGUGAAAAUAUAAAUAAAAAUUCAAAUAACUUUUUCACAGGUAUAAAGAGUACCGUUAGCACAAAUGAAUCGCUACAAUCGGAUCAACAACAACAACAACAGCCACAGGCUCCAAAAACAUUUGUCGAUGGUGUCUUCAAAGGGUUAGUUUCAAUUGGUUCCGGAAUCAUUAAUGGUACCAAAGGUGUUGUUGUUGAACCGUAUAGAGGUGCAAAGAGAGAAGGUGUAGCAGGAUUUGCAAAAGGUGUAGCAAAAGGUGUAGGAGGUGUAGUCUUGCUACCGGUCGUGGGUGUAAUGGAAUUCGUAUCAAUGACAACACAAGGUAUCAUGAACACACCAUUAACAGUUAUCGAGGCAAUGAAAAACGCACCAAAAGAAGAAACUAUGGAACUAACUUCGAUUGAACAUUGCUUAUUUUUCGGUAUCAGUCUUGAAGAGUCAAUCUUGAGAUGCAAAGAAAAAGGUGUUCCACAUCUUAUCACUAUAUGCUUAGAAUUCUUGACACUAAGAGUAAAUCAUGAAGGAAUAUUUAGAUUAUCUGGUUCAAAAACAGAGAUAGAUAAGUUUCAAACACAAUUUGAUAAGGGUGAAAUUAAUUCGGUCGGUCAGUUGGACAGCUUCAAGGUCAAUGAGAUCGCAGGGCUAUUUAAACAGUAUUUUCGAUUUACACCUGAUCCAAUAGUACCAAAGAAAACAAUCAAGAAACUAAUGGAGAUUCAAUCGAAACCCGCCGAUCAAAAUGAAAAGAUCUCUGCACUCAAACAUGGUGUUUGCCAUAUGGAUGAACCAUACUACAGUGUUUUGUAUAGAUGCACUGAAUUGCUCACCAAGAUUGCAGAGAAUUCAAAAGAAUCACUUAUGACCCCUAGUAAUCUAUCAAUCGUCUUUGGAGUGAGUUGGUUACGUCCAGAGAAUGAACUUCAACAAAUUGCAGAUGCCAACACCGUCGUUUUUCAUUUAAUUUCCAAUUUCCCACAAAUCUUUACAAAGAAACCAUCUGUUGUUCUAUAA